AUGUCCAAAGCUAAAAUUGCAAUCAUGAACAACAUGUGCAAGUCAGGAAUUAGCACAUUCCAGGUUUAUGCUUUGCUAGCAAAUCAAUGUGGUGGUUUUAACAAGUUGAACUAUGAUCCUAGAGACCUGUACAAUCAAAUAGCUAAUAUGAGGCGUGAGAUUCCAGAGAAUGUGGGUAGAGCAUUAAAUUUUUUAGAGGAGAUGGCUGCAAAGGAUAAAUCUUUAUACUACCAAGAGCUUCGGGCGACGGAUGGAAGGUUACUAAAUCUCUUUUGGUGUGAUGGUUUAUGUAGAGAGAACUAUGAAUUAUUUGGAGAUGUUGUUGCAUUUGAGGCUACAUACAACCAAAAUAAAUAUAAGUGUCCUUUUGUUGUGUUCACAGGUGUCAACCAUCACAACCAAAUUGUUGUCUUUGCUGCAUGCCUUGUAACAGAUGAGACUGAUGAGACUUAUAUAUGGGUGUUGCAACAAUUUUUGGAGGCAAUGAAUGGUAGAGCCCCAUCCUUUGUGAUAAUUGAUGGGGCAAGGGCGAUGAAGAAUGCGAUUGAGAAAGUAUUCCCUGGUACUCACCACAAAUUGUGUGCUUGGCAUCUCCUGCUUAAUGCAACGACAAAUAUGUGUAGUCCUCGUUUCACAUCUAAGUUUAAGGAUUGUAUGUUAGGAAAUUACGAAAUUCCAGUGUUUCGUAGCAAGUGGAAAACAUUGGUAGAGGAAUUUGGGGUUGAGGAAAAGGAAUGGCUAAAUAAAAUUUAUGAGAAACGUCGAUCAUGGGCAACAUGUUACAUCCGAGGGAAGUUCUUUGCUGGAUUUAGGACUACUGCGAGGGUUUGCAUUUAUUGA
This is a messenger RNA of Arachis duranensis, 840 nucleotides long. Its product is annotated as protein FAR1-RELATED SEQUENCE 5-like. NCBI's taxonomy places the organism in Eukaryota, Viridiplantae, Streptophyta, Magnoliopsida, Fabales, Fabaceae. The transcript has a single exon. The coding region runs from base 1 to 840 and encodes 279 amino acids. The record is from RefSeq and is a predicted model, not a curated record. Gene Ontology annotation, biological process: regulation of DNA-templated transcription.